GCUCUUUUCCUCCCUGGCUGCUUGAAGAUCAGCCGCCAUCAUGAACGACACAGUAACUAUCCGGACAAGGAAGUUCAUGACCAACCGACUGCUUCAGCGGAAACAAAUGGUCAUCGAUGUUCUUCACCCUGGAAAGGCAACAGUACCUAAAACAGAAAUUCGGGAAAAACUGGCCAAAAUGUACAAGACCACACCAGAUGUCAUCUUUGUAUUUGGGUUCAGAACGCAUUUUGGUGGUGGCAAGACAACUGGCUUUGGCAUGAUUUACGAUUCCUUGGAUUACGCGAAGAAGAAUGAGCCCAAACACAGGCUUGCGAGGCAUGGCCUAUAUGAGAAGAAAAAGACCUCACGAAAACAGCGGAAGGAACGCAAGAACAGAAUGAAGAAAGUCAGGGGGACUGCAAAGGCCAACGUUGGUGCUGGCAAAAAGAAGGAGUAAA
Bubalus bubalis (water buffalo) is the source of this 440-nucleotide messenger RNA. Its product is annotated as 40S ribosomal protein S24. The transcript has a single exon. Gene Ontology annotation, biological process: translation. The record is from RefSeq and is a predicted model, not a curated record. Gene Ontology annotation, cellular component: ribosome. Lineage: Eukaryota; Metazoa; Chordata; Mammalia; Artiodactyla; Bovidae. The coding region runs from base 41 to 439 and encodes 132 amino acids. Gene Ontology annotation, molecular function: structural constituent of ribosome.